UUCGACUACCUGAGUUGACUUCUAUCCACCUUAGUUUAAGAAUAACGUUUAUAGUGUAAACACAUCAAUUUAACACAUUUUUUAAAGUAAAGUUGUUCAUCGGACUAGGCUAUGGCAACCGUAAUUCAGAAACUGAUCGGCAUUCAUUUACUUGCAUUUGUGACCAGCAACAGCAAGUUUGCAGUAGAAAAAGAUCCAGUAACUAAAUUUCUCUCAAAUGAAAUCAGAGCAGAACUAAAAGACCUUGUCGGUGUGAAAGGUGGCAUCGGCGGAAGUGUUACGUUGACUUCCGAUUCUUUCCUUGGAGCUGGAACCAUUUCGUUCGUACUUCCAGGUGUACUUGCCGACGGUACGCCGGUUGCGAUUAAGUUUAUGAACGAUUCGAGUGAAUACUUUGCCCGUGAAUAUAACUGCUUUGAAAAAAUGAACGCAACUGUACACAAGCAGUGCGAGAAAUUCGGAAUUCCUUUCAUCUACCACACUGGCAACUUUCUCAACUUCAAAACGAUUGCAAUGACGUUGCUCGACACUGAUCUUCAAUCACUGCACAAGAAGGUCGGUCCCUUUUCAGAGGAUUCCAUCCUGAUUUUGUUUAAAGAUUUGGUUCGAACAAGCAAAUACAUGCACAGCAAGGGUGUUAUCAAUGAAGAUAUCAAGCCGGAAAAUGUCCUAAUAAGAGGCGCAAACGUAUUUUUGUCGGAUUUUAAUCAAUGUGACCUAAGAGCACUAAGGAACCGUCCCAAUCGAGGCAAUCCCUAUUUUAUGUCGAUCGCAGUACAUAUGGGAGAAUCACCAGCUGAAUACGAUGAUCUCCAGUCACUGUUUUACACAAUGCUAGUGUUAGCGGACGUGGAACUUCCCUGGAGGAAUCUCAUUGAUCGCAAAGAGAUAAUGGAAUCCAAACAACGUACAAUCGGUGAAAGUCUCUGUAAAGAAAUCAAACAUUCGGCCGUAAUUCAGCCAUGCACAGAAUUUUACGACAGUGUUAUGGAAUCAGCAUAUCGAAAACGAUUGCCCGAAUACGAUUCUUUGUACAAAGCUUUCGACGAUGCUUUGUACAAUAAUCAAAAUCGUAGUGAACGAAUAGUAUUUGAAUGGCUAACAACCGAAGAAAAGCUAGAGGCGGUCGCAGAAGAUUUACCAUCAAUUGAAUCAAUAAAAUUUUCUAAAAUUUCGUUCUUGUUUUAA
Molecule: messenger RNA, 1188 nt
Organism: Bradysia coprophila
Lineage: Eukaryota; Metazoa; Arthropoda; Insecta; Diptera; Sciaridae
Biological process (GO): protein phosphorylation
Molecular function (GO): ATP binding; protein kinase activity
Source: RefSeq, a predicted model, not a curated record